Marchantia polymorpha subsp. ruderalis is the source of this 722-nucleotide messenger RNA. NCBI's taxonomy places the organism in Eukaryota, Viridiplantae, Streptophyta, Marchantiopsida, Marchantiales, Marchantiaceae. The record is from the annotation of a GenBank genome assembly.
AGAUGCUGAACUCUUGUGUAUCGAACUGUGUGGGAGAGAGAAAGGUUGCACGAGGAUCACAUCUCAAUGGAAAAGUUUCUGUGACUGCGACACUGCUCACCGUGCUGAAGAAGGAAGGGAAAUGCUGAAACAAGCACGUAGCUGCACCUGGUGAAAUCUUUCGUCCGACUUGAUGAGCAAGGCCAUACCGGAAUCUAUCGGGUUGAAAAGAAUCUAUCGCAGCUCUGCAACAGUAUUGACGCGCUCGUGGGUUUAGAAAACAGUCGUAAAAUACUGCUCGUCAUGCUCGGGUGUUGUUAGUACUGGAUGCGUGUGGAAAUUCAUACAUGCUAGUAGGCGGGAGUGAGGAGACCGAUGCGGAAGCAUAGCCGGUCUUUGGAAACUCGUCAAGAAGGCUGUUGGAAGCGUAUUGAGCCUAGCUCCGGGUGACUGUGAGAGGGAUGUUGAAGAGAUGGAGGAUAUAAUCCAGAACAUACCUCGAGGUCUUUACUGGCCGUUGCCAUCAUUCUCCUGCUAUUUCUACACAAACCACUCUUACGGUACUGGAUUACAUCUAACUGCCUCAAGAAUCACGGUCUACAGCGUCAGUUUUAUGGUCCAGCUGUAUGAAGAAGCACAGAGAUAUCAGAUCUCUCUAGACUCUAGAAGGUGAACUACAUAUCUCAGAUAUGUAGUUCACCAUCUAGAGUCUAGAAAACCUGUAGACUUCGUAUGUUCGACAG